This is a messenger RNA of Pseudogymnoascus destructans, 1686 nucleotides long. RefSeq lists its product as uncharacterized. The coding region runs from base 1 to 1686 and encodes 561 amino acids. Gene Ontology annotation, biological process: intracellular monoatomic cation homeostasis. Gene Ontology annotation, cellular component: mitochondrial inner membrane. Lineage: Eukaryota; Fungi; Ascomycota; Leotiomycetes; Thelebolales; Thelebolaceae. The transcript is spliced from 2 exons. Gene Ontology annotation, molecular function: ribosome binding. The record is from RefSeq and is a predicted model, not a curated record.
AUGAGCGCAUCCUCAAGCUUGGUUCGCAAUGCGGCUGCCCGGACUUCGGUUUUGAGUGCUGCUCGUGCUUUCCCUAGAUCCUCGUUUGGCCCCUCGUCGGCGUACACGGCCUAUCUUCGUCGCAAUGGCCGCAACCUCCCAAGCCAGAUGACUGCGCUGGCCAUCCUCGUCCCCCACUCCAGAUAUGCGUCAACCGAUACGCACACAACCACAACCGCAACCACAUCGGGUGGUCCGCCACCAGGCUUCAAUGCCGACCAGGCCAAGAAGCCACUCCCGGCUGGCAGCGCCAAGCCCACGUCAAAAAUGCUUGAUAAGGCAUCGGACGCCGUCGAAAACAAGGGCGAUAUCGACUCUGUGUCGAGGACCUCACCGACUGCGGUGCCCAAGACUGAUUCGGUCGAGGCGCUGACUCUCUCCGAGCUCGCAGGCGAAAAGGAGAAGUCCAUCGACACGUCGGAGGUGAAGAAGCAGGAGAAGAAGUUGACCCUGGGUCAGAAGAUCAAGAAGGAGCUCGCACAUUACUGGGAUGGAACGAAGCUGCUGGCAACGGAGGUCAAGAUCAGUACUCGUUUGGCGAUGAAGAUGGCGGCUGGUUACGAGCUCAGUCGCAGGGAGAACAGGCAGUUGAAGCGCACAGUGCAAGAUCUUGGCCGUCUAGUGCCAUUUUCGGUCUUCCUCAUCGUGCCUUUCGCCGAGUUACUCCUUCCGGUCGCUCUGAGGAUCUUCCCCAACAUGCUUCCGAGCACGUACGAGGGCCAGAAGUCAAAGGACACCAAGAUGUCCAAUCUGAGGGCCACGAGGAAGGAGGUCAGCACCUUCCUCAGCGACACCCUGAAGGAGACCGGGCUUCCGUUGAACUCGGCUAUAGCGCAGCGUGACGAGUUCUCUGAAUUCUUCCGGAAGGUUCGCGCCACCGGCGAGACGCCAACAGCAGCAGACGUGAUCAAGGUGUGCAAGAUCUUCAAGGACGACUUGACCCUUGACAACUUGUCCCGCCCACAACUGGUCGGCAUGUGCCGAUACAUGAACCUGAACACAUUCGGCACGGACAUGAUGCUUCGUUACCAGGUCCGCCACCGGAUGCGCCAGAUCAAGAGAGACGAUAGAGCGAUCAGCUUCGAGGGCGUCGAGAGCCUCUCAGUGCCAGAACUCCAGACUGCCUGCGCGAGCCGUGGAAUUCGCACUCAUGGCGUGUCUCCCGGCCGCCUACGUGACGACCUCGAAUCCUGGUUGGAGCUACGUCUCAAGUACGGCGUUCCCUCGACCCUCUUGGUCCUGAGCAACGCCUUCAUGUACGCCCAGGGACAGGAUUCGGAGAUCAGUAGCCAAAUUGACGCCCUCACCGGUGUCCUGUCCUCUAUCCCCGAGGAGCUCUUCCACGAGAUCGAGCUUGAAGUCCACAACGCUGAGGGCGCUGCGACUAACAAGCAGCGUCUUGAGGUCCUGAAGGAGCAGCAAGAACUGAUUGAGGACGAGAACGAACAGGAUGAGGAGAACAAGGAGUCUGGCCUCGCCACCCCUCGCGAUCACGAGAACAUCGAUGAGGAGGAGCAGCGCCGCGCGGAUGCGGUGGCUAACGGCAAGGACACGGAUCAAGUCGCUGAGGCGAUCGAUGUGGAGAAGGACCAGAACAUGGCCAAGUCCGUUGAUGAGGACGCUGCUAAGAAAGGGAAGAAGGAGUGA